Molecule: messenger RNA, 1718 nt
Organism: Acomys russatus (golden spiny mouse)
Lineage: Eukaryota; Metazoa; Chordata; Mammalia; Rodentia; Muridae
Gene: Fbxw4
Product: F-box and WD repeat domain containing 4
Exons: 9
Coding region: 41-1675 (544 amino acids)
Biological process (GO): SCF-dependent proteasomal ubiquitin-dependent protein catabolic process
Cellular component (GO): SCF ubiquitin ligase complex
Molecular function (GO): protein binding
Source: RefSeq, a predicted model, not a curated record
UUCGGCUCCGCUGCGCGUCGAGCGGGCCCCGCGGCCGUUCAUGGGCAGCCAGGGCCGCUCGGGUUCCCCCGGGCCCAGGGAAAGCGAGGGCGGGGAGGCGAGGAAACUGCAGGCCGCGCGGGGAAAGCGAGGGAAAGGGAGAGGGAAAGGGAAAGCGGGCACCGGGCACAGCGGAAGAGGAAGCGGGACGGAAGGGAAGCCGGGCCUGCAGCGGACGAGAAAGGCAGCGGGGCCCGGGGCUGAGGCCGCCCGGGGGCAGGAAGGAGCCGGAGGCGGAGGCGUGGAGGGAGAGCCGAGAAGCUCCGGGAAGCGGGAUGAAGAGAGCGCAGAGCAGGAGGAGGAGGAGGAACGGAGGGUCGGGACCGGGCGGCGGGAGGACGGCAGCCUGGAGAGAGGACAGGAGCGAGGGCGUCCGGCGUGGGGCGGCAUCCCGGGAACCCGGACGGCCAUGGCGGCGGCGGCAGCGGAGGACGCGGCGGCUGCGGAGCUGGCCAGCCGUCCGGCCGCGGGGCCCGCGCUCUGGCGCCUGCCGGAGGAGCUGCUGCUGCUCAUCUGCUCCUACCUCGACAUGCGAGCCCUCGGCCGCCUGGCCCAGGUGUGCCGUUGGCUGCGGCGCUUCACCAGCUGCGACCUGCUCUGGCGCCGGAUAGCCCGGGCCUCGCUCAACUCCGGCUUCACGCGGCUCGGCACCGACCUGAUGGCCAGCAUCCCAGUAAAGGAACGGGUGAAGGUUUCUCAGAACUGGCGGCUGGGGCGCUGCCGAGAGGGGAUUCUACUGAAGUGGAGAUGUAGUCAGAUGCCCUGGAUGCAGCUGGAGGAUGCCUCUCUGUAUAUAUCUCAGGCUAAUUUCAUCCUGGCCUACCAGUUCCGUCCAGAUGGUGCCAGUGUGAACCGUCGGCCCUUCAGAGUCUUCGCUGGGCAUGAUGAGGAUGUUUGUCGCUUUGUGCUGUCCAACUCACAUAUCGUCAGUGCAGGAGGAGAUGGGAAGAUUGGUGUUCAUAAGAUCCACAGCACCUUCACUGUCAAGUACUCGGCUCAUGAACAGGAGGUGAACUGUGUGGACUGCAAAGGGGGCAUCAUUGUGAGUGGCUCCAGGGACAGGACAGCCAAGGUAUGGCCUCUGGCCACGGGCCGGCUGGGGCACUGCUUACACACCAUACAGACCGAAGACCGAGUCUGGUCCAUUGCUAUCAGCCCAUUACUCAGCUCUUUUGUGACAGGAACAGCUUGUUGUGGGCACUUCUCACCUCUGAGAAUCUGGGACCUCAACAGUGGGCAGCUGAUCACACAUCUUGGCAGUAACUUUCCUCCAGGGGCUGGGGUGCUGGAUGUCAUGUAUGAGUCCCCGUCUACACUGUUGUCCUGUGGUUAUGACACCUACGUUCGCUUCUGGGACCUCCGCACAAGUACCCGGAAAUGUGUCAUGGAGUGGGAGGAGCCCCAUGACAGUACCUUAUACUGCCUGCAGACUGAUGGCAACCACCUGCUGGCCACAGGCUCCUCCUACUACGGGGUUGUGCGGCUGUGGGACCGGCGCCAAAGGGCUUGCCUGCAUGCCUUCCCUCUGACAUCGACCCCACUCAGCAGUCCUGUGUACUGCCUGCGAUUCACCACCAGGCACCUCUAUGCUGCCCUGUCCUACAACCUCCACGUCCUAGACUUUGAAAACCCGUGACCGACACCCCUGCCUAUGGGCUGGGCAACUCAGCUACUCAGGG